Messenger RNA from Salmo salar (Atlantic salmon), 2986 nucleotides. NCBI's taxonomy places the organism in Eukaryota, Metazoa, Chordata, Actinopteri, Salmoniformes, Salmonidae. The record is from RefSeq and is a predicted model, not a curated record.
AUUGGAGUAUCAGUUUCAGUCUAUCUUCAUACUGUACUACUGUCUUUGGAGAAAAAUCCACUCUAGGCGUUUCUUUUUAAACCUACUAUUUGAAGGUUAUCCCGCCGUUAGUCAACCCAAAAAGAGUGGAAACAGCGACGUCCACUGGCUGAUGAAAGGUGUUAUUUAUCGAGGUCAGGGAGAAAAGCAAAGCCACACUUGCGCCGUAGAGAAAGAAGUGGAUGCGUUGGGGACAGUAGGGGAAGGGAAAAGAGACGAGGUUUUUCAACAUAAAUGGAGGUUCAUCCGUAGCGGGAGAGAAGAGCAGCUGCAACAAAAAAAUUAUCCAAGCAAAAUGGCGAAAGAGCAGGAGGUUGAACGCAUUGCUAAAACGCUGGACAAAAUGGUGCACAAGAAAAACACGGAUGGUGCCAUAUAUCUGCUGAGGGAACUGAAGAGCAUGAAGAUGUCUCUGGAGACUCUACAGUCCACCAGGAUCGGCAUGUCAGUGAACGCUGUGAGGAAGCAGAGUUCAGAGGAAGAGGUCCAGACUCUGGCCAAGUCACUCAUCAAGUCCUGGAAGAAACUACUGGAUGGUGCUGAAGGGAAGGCUGUGGAGGAGAAGAGGAGGGAGGGCUCUCCUCUGAGGUCAUCGACGUCCAAGGACAGUCCUGGAUCCAGCGACCAGAGCAGGAAACUGCCUGAGCCCCCUACGACCCCUACGACCCCCACCACUCCAAAGUUCACCUCCUUCCCCCCUGCCCCCGUCACCACUGACAGCGUACGCACCAAGUGCCGAGAGCUGCUGGUGGCUGCCCUGCAGACCGACGAUGACCACAAGACCAUUGGAACAGACACUGAGAACUUGGCUGCUCAGAUUGAGGACUGUAUCUACCAGGAGUUUAAGUCUACAGACCAGAAGUACAAGUCCAGACUGAGGAGCCGUAUCUCCAACCUGAAGGACCAGAAGAACCCAGACCUCCGACGCAAUGUCCUCGCUGGAAACAUCUCAGCUGACCGCAUCGCUAACAUGGCCGCUGAGGAGAUGGCGAGCGCGGAGCUGAAAGAGAUGAGGAAGGCUUUGACCAAGGACGCCAUCAGAGAGCACCAGCUGUCUAAAGUGGGCGGGACCGAGACGGACAUGUUUCAAUGUGGCAAAUGCAGGGGCAAGAACUGCACCUAUACACAGGUGCAGACGCGCAGUGCUGAUGAGCCCAUGACCACCUUUGUACUGUGCAACGGCUGUGGUAACCGCUGGAAGUUCUGUUGAGGAGAAGAUAUUCUGGACUGCUAGAGGAAGAAGGAAACCUGGACCUAAUUUUCUUAACUGUAGACAUUAUUAUUUUUUUUUGCUUUGUUUUGAUACCUUGUUUUUUUUUUUUUUAUAUAUAUUUUUUUUUAACAUUUAACUCAUAAAUCUGUAGAAAAUAUUUUGGCAUUUUGAUUAAUAUCCUUUUUUUUUUUUUAAUGACUAUUAAAUCACACUAGCCUGGGUGCCUUUUUCUGUUUCUGCUCGCUUGCCUCAACCUCUUAUGGAAUGUCAUGUUUGGUUUGACGAGUUGGCAAGAGCACAAACUGUUCUGGGACCAGGCCGAAGUUGAACACUUGCUCUUAAAACAACAUUUUGGUUUGCUGUUCAUUAGUUGAAGCUAUAUCUUACUAAACUUUUAAUUUUUUAUUUUAUUUUGGCUUUAGGGAACAUAGGUGUGCCUUUCUUUGCCCCUCUGUGCCACAAAUGAUCAUUUUACUGUUAGUUUUAUACACUUGCUGUAUAUAGAGUGUUUAUACACUCUUAGCCAUUCCCUGUAGUGCACUAUAAAGGGAAUAAGGUACCAUUUGAAUACAUACUGCUGUAUAUAGAACAAGCCGUUGUUUGAUUCACUUAUUCUGAAUCUACAGUCUUACAUAUACAGUACCAGUCAAAACUCUGAAAUAACUCAUAUGGAAUCAUGUAGUAACCAACAACAAAAAAAGUGUUUAAAACAAAUCAAAAUAGAUUUUAAAUUCUUCAAAGUAGCCACCUUUUUGCCUUGAUGACAGCUUUUGCACUCUUGGCAUUCUCUCAACCAUCUUCAUGAGGUAGUCACCUGGAAUGCAUUUCAAUUAACAGGUGUGUGUGCCUUGUUAAUUUGUGUAAAAACCCUUGAAUGAGUAGGAGUGUUGAAUCUUUUGACUGGUACUGUGUAUACACACGGGUUCUGUUUUUGGUUCUUCCGUAAACAAAUGAGAUAAACAGGAGGAUCUGCUAGAAGAUGUAGGAAAAGGGAUGAGGAGGACAGUUUUUCCUCUUUUUCCCUUCUCUGCUUGAACAUUACUAAAAAGGUUAGCGGGGGGACUGGAGAAGUAGCCUGAUUUAUCUAAAUCGAGUUUGCUACUUUUUCUCCUUUUUGUUAAAAACAAUUAUAAAAAUGUAGUUCAGACUACUGGAGUAAAGAGGCUCCUGACAAACUAUCGACUGGUUUGAAAAGUUUUGUCAUGCAAGUGAUUUUAUUUUGUAUUGUUAACAUUUGUCCUCCCAAUGGGAACUUGUGUCAAUUUAAUUAAACGGAUGUAAGGAGUGUGGAAAGAGACUGGGGGGGGGGGUUUCUUGGUGAGUUCUUGUUAGCACUGGGCUAUCAUCACGCUCAGUUCAGUAGCCAAACCUUGUUUAAACGUUACAAAUACAGAUGACAUGAAUAGAGCAGACCAUGAUUCCUUGUUGUACAUGUAAAGAGGCAUGUUUGUUCUACAACUUGUCCUGCUGAACGCACCCCCAACGCACAGCAGUGUGAAAGACCCAAGGAAGUUCUAUCGUCAUGACAAUGUUUUCUGUGGGGAAAAAGCCCAAAGAGGAAGCCAAUUUCAUCUGAUUUCUUAAUGCCUGAGAACACACCCUCCAUAUAAACUAUUUGGGAGUACUAGAGAUACAAAAGUUGAUGUACAUUUCCCAUAACGUUCCACUGGAUCAACUGAAAGUUUGCUGUGGAAAAUAAAAAAACUAAAGAGGAACAACCCGCUAGCCAAUUCA